Humulus lupulus (European hop) is the source of this 2767-nucleotide messenger RNA. Its product is annotated as G-type lectin S-receptor-like serine/threonine-protein kinase LECRK3. Lineage: Eukaryota; Viridiplantae; Streptophyta; Magnoliopsida; Rosales; Cannabaceae. The record is from RefSeq and is a predicted model, not a curated record. Bases 105 to 2519 code for a protein of 804 amino acids. Gene Ontology annotation, molecular function: protein serine/threonine kinase activity; ATP binding. The transcript has a single exon. Gene Ontology annotation, biological process: protein phosphorylation.
AUCUUCUUUUACUUUCUUUGGUUGGAUCAACCAAAGCUCCAUUAAAUAUAUAACUCAACCUUGAACUUGAAGCUCCUCCAUUAUUAGUUAUACAUAAAGACACAAUGAGAACAUCUCUUCUUAUUAGCUUAUUUAUUUUGGUGCUGCUAUGCCAUACCAGCAGUACUGCUAGUAGCAAUGUCUCUUUGGGUUCACCACCACUCACUGCACAACUUGAUAAAAUCGAGUCAUGGCUAUCGCCAUCUGGUGAAUUCGCCUUUGGUUUCCAGCAAAUCCAAAAAGGUGGCUUCCUUCUUGCUAUCUGGUUCAACAAAAUACCUCAGAAAACCAUUGUUUGGUCAGCCAAUGGAAACAAUCUUGUUCACCAAGGCUCCAUCGUUGAACUAACCAGCCUUGGCUUAGUUUUGAGAGACUCAACAGGAAAAGAGGUAUGGUCUACUGUUGUCUCGGGUCUUGGAGUUGACCAUGCAGCCAUGUUCGACACUGGGAAUUUAGUGCUUGCAAACCAGAACAAUGUCAGUCUUUGGGAGAGUUUUUCGAACCCAACAGACACAUUGUUGCCUAGCCAAAUUCUUGGUCAAGACACACAGCUCGCUGCUAGGUACUCUGAGUCAAAUUACACAAAAGGGAAGUUUUAUGUUAAAGUUGACGAGGGAAAUCUAGUGUUCUACGUUAGACAACUCUCGACGCUUAGUGAAGGUGAUAUUUCUUACUGGCCGGACAACCCAACCCCAAGCAACGGCGUAAGGGUGACUUUUAACAAAUCUGGCUCUAUUUACUUGCAAGCACAGAAUGGAACCAUAACUCAGGAGUUGAUACCACCAAUCUCUACGGUUCCAAAAAGCUUCUACCAAAGAGCAACUCUUGAAUAUGAUGGUGUUCUCCGUCGUUAUGUCUACCCAAAAGAAGAUGGUUCGAAUUCUGGAGGAUGGCCCAGCAGGGAAUGGUCCCCAACUUUUUCAGGCAUACCAGAAAACAUAUGUUUAAGUAUUCAUGCUGAAAAGGGACCAGGGGUUUGUGGAUACAAUAGCUACUGCAAGCUAGAAGGAAAUGGCCGACCCAGUUGUUAUUGCCUCGAUGGUUACACCUUCGUUGAUUCGAAGGAUAAGAUGAUGAAGGGUUGCAAACCCAACUUUGAACCUCAAAAUUGUGAUGAAGAAUCAGAAGAUGUUAAGAAUUUUGUUAUGACUAGCGUGGACAACACAAAUUGGCCUCAGGGUGAUUAUGAAGUGUAUGCAUCAGUGUCAGAGGAUGAUUGUAGACAUGCUUGCUUGGUUGAUUGCUUCUGUGCUCUUGCCAUUUAUGGAUAUAACAAUUGUUGGAAGAAGAGAACUCCUUUCUCAAAUGGGGUGAAGGACCCCAGUAUUAGAUUAACAAAAACUCUGCUUAAAGUAAGAAAAGAAGGCUCAGCUAAUACCAAGUCAUGCGGAAACAUAGAUUCGAAAACGAAAGACAAAACAGUGCAGAAACUCGUUGGGUUUGUAAGUACAUCAGCUUUUCUCAAUAUCCUAUUACUAGCAACCUCAUUGGUUUUCUUUUUCCGCCUUCGUCGCAAGCCAUCAACCGCUGAAUCACAUCAGACCAUCACAAAUACAAAUUUGCAAAAUUUCACCGUUGGAGAACUAGAAAAGGCCACCAAUGGAUUCAAGGAACAACUGGGAGUUGGUGCCUUUGGAGUUGUUUUCAAAGGUGCUGUGGAUUUAGGCAACAGUAACAGUUUGGCAAUUGCUGUAAAAAAGUUGGACAACAACAUGGUAAAAGAAGGUGAGAAAGAAUUCAUGGCAGAAGUAAUGUCUAUUGGGCAUACAAAUCACAAGAAUUUGGUGCAGUUAAUUGGUUUUUGCAACGAGGGACAACACCGGCUUCUUGUUUAUGAGUGCAUGAGCAAUGGAUCCUUAGGAAGCUUUCUUUUUGGAUCAUCAAAUAAGCCAAAGUGGCACCAAAGAAUGCAAAUUGCUUUGGGGAUUGCAAGGGGGCUAGUUUACUUGCAUGAAGAGUGCAGCACCCAAAUCAUACACUGUGAUAUCAAGCCUCAAAACAUCCUCCUAGACGACUCAUACACAGCAAGAAUUUCUGAUUUUGGAUUGGCCAAGAUCUUGAAGACUGGCCAGACUCAAACCAUGACUGGAAUAAGAGGAACCAGAGGAUAUGUAGCCCCUGAAUGGUUUAGAAACACGGCUGUAACAGCAAAGGUGGAUGUAUACAGCUAUGGCAUUCUGCUGUUGGAGCUAAUAUGUUGCAGGAAAAAUGUUGAAGAAAAGGUUGAUGAUGCUCAAAAAAUAUUGGCUGAUUGGGCAUGUGAUUGCUAUGAAGCUGGGAAAGUAGAGUUUCUUGUUGAGAAUGAUGAAGAGGCCAUGAUGGAGGUGAAGAUGGUUGAGAAGUAUGUGAUGGUUGCUAUAUGGUGCAUCCAAGAGGACCCUUCACUACGACCUACUAUGAAGAAAGUUGCCCAGAUGCUUGAAGGAAGUGUUAAGGUUUCCACUCCUCCACCCCCAAAUUCAUUCAUUAGUUCAUUAUAGUUCUAUAUUUAUAUGCAUAUAGAAGAUCAAUCUAGGAGGAGAUUUACAUUGAGUGAGUGUGUAUCAUAAGUGGACUAAUUGGUUUUGUAUUGAAAAUUUGAGACUAAUCUUGGACUGUAUUUGAUCGUAAUAGUGAAGUGCUCAUGAUGAUUCUCAAAUCACAAAUUUCUACUUGAAGUUUGCUGUGAUUGUAUUAGUUUUUAUUGUCAUGUUAGUUGUCUUGAAGUGGUAUUUACAAUAUUCUCUUC